This is a messenger RNA of Homalodisca vitripennis (glassy-winged sharpshooter), 1556 nucleotides long. Its product is annotated as kynurenine/alpha-aminoadipate aminotransferase, mitochondrial-like. Gene Ontology annotation, molecular function: pyridoxal phosphate binding; L-kynurenine:2-oxoglutarate transaminase activity. Lineage: Eukaryota; Metazoa; Arthropoda; Insecta; Hemiptera; Cicadellidae. Gene Ontology annotation, biological process: biosynthetic process. The transcript has 10 exons. The coding region runs from base 15 to 1472 and encodes 485 amino acids. The record is from RefSeq and is a predicted model, not a curated record.
UGAGUUUUGUUUUCAUGUUUGCAGUAGAAGUUCAACGUUCUUUUACAUACAUUGCUGGUGUAUUCAAAAUGUCUUUAUUAUUCGUUAAAGUGGCAAACCUAAUUAGUAUUGACAGAACGAAUAAAAAAUUGCUUCAAACACUUGUAAGUCUUUGCCAAAAAUGUAACGAUUCUUCAACCCGAAUGGCAUCACAUGACACUUCCCAACAGGGAAGGAUUACUGACUACAACUAUUUUUUCAACACUAAGGCCAGAAGAAGAAUGCCUUCCAUUCUAAGGGAGCUAUUGAAGAAACCCCUUCCUCCUCAAGGUAUUACAUUUGGUGUUGGGGUGCCUAAUGUUCAAACUUUUCCAUUUCAAGAAAUUUCUGUGAAGUUGAAGAAUGGUUCAAGCUACAAAAUUGAUGGAAAAGAUCUCGAGGUAGCACUUCAGUAUUUACCAAGUCUUGGCUACCCUCCUCUCUUGAAGCAACUCCAGGACUUGCAGGACAAGAUCCAUGGACCGCAGGACUGGACCAAGCAAAGCCUGAUGGUCACCUCUGGCUCUUCUGAGGCAAUGGCUGCAGUCUUCGACAUGAUACUGACGCAUGGCGAUCCCAUCAUCAUCGCUAUCCCACUCUACAGUGGUGUGGCUGAAAUGUUAAGGCCAUAUAAUCCACAGUAUAUUGGCUUGGAACAAGACAAAGACGGAGUUCAACCACAUCAACUCCGUCGUCUGCUAGAGGAGAGAGUCCAAGAAGACAAACCUCUACCUAAGUUAAUGUAUAUCAAUCCAACAGCCUGUAAUCCAACUGGCAGGAAUCUUUCUCUUCAGCGCAGAAAAGAACUUUACAAAAUAGCGAGUGAAUACAAUUUCUUGAUACUUGAAGACGACCCUUAUUAUUUCUUAAGUUUAAUGGAGGAGGACACAGCCAGUCUGCUGUCGAUGGACGUGGAGGGCCGGGUAAUUCGAGCUGAAUCUUUUUCUAAAAUCCUCAGUUCUGGCCUCAGAGUGGGCUUUGUGACAGGACCAUCUCCUCUCAUCAGACAGAUAGAGCUUCACAUCCAGGUAUCCACUCUACACACCGCAGGUGUGCCUCAGGUAAUAGUCAGUAAACUCCUGAAGUCUUGGGACCAUGAGGGCUAUCUACAGCACAUUGAACAGGUGAAGAAGUUUUACCGGGAGAGGAGAGACCUCAUGGUGGCUGCUUGUAAUCGUUAUCUCAAAGAUGUAGCAGAGUGGAAUGUACCGACAGGGGGCAUGUUCCUGUGGGUCAAGGUGCCUGUCCUGAAGGACACAUGGAGCCUUGCUAUCAAGCACUGUAUGGAGAAACACCUGAUUGUGGUCCCAGGACACCCCUUCACUGCCGGACUGACUCCACCUCAGUAUAACUACAUCAGACUUUCGUACUCACUGGCCUCACCUGAGCAGAUGGACAAGGGGGUAAAACUUCUAGCUGAAAUAAUUCAAGAAGCAGUCAAGAAUGGAAACUAAAAGAUAAAUAUACUUUUAAACUGUACUGCUCCUUUUUUAUUAAAAAACUAAAAUUUUGUGAAUAAAUUAAACUUUAAAAAACUA